Molecule: messenger RNA, 573 nt
Organism: Rhizophagus irregularis DAOM 181602=DAOM 197198
Lineage: Eukaryota; Fungi; Glomeromycota; Glomeromycetes; Glomerales; Glomeraceae
Source: RefSeq, a predicted model, not a curated record
AUGGAAUUUAUAAAUGCACCAAUUGGGCAUAACAAUCUUGUUACUGAAUCUCACCCACAAGCUUAUUGUACAAGUCGCUUACUUAAUUUUACUAGUAAACAAUUGAAUGAAAUUCUUGAAAGUAAAAAUUCACAAACUAGUGUACAAGUGAGUGAAAUGCUAGUAAGCGAAGACUUGAAUGAAUGUAUAAUUAGAAAAAUAAAAAUUAAAAUCUUUAUUCCUUUUUUCUCUUUAGUUGCCUCAAUUUUAUCAAGAAUCGGUGGAUUCUUUAGCUUUUUGUCAAGAGUUUUCGUAUUUUUAUUUGGAGCAACUAAGUUAGCGCCAUGGGGAUUUUUACAAACAUAUGUGUUUAGUUACUUAUGUACAGAAUAUCAAAGAAAACUUUUAAGGAAACUUAAAAAUAAAUACGAACCAAUUCCAUUCAUUGAUGGAAGGACCAAAAAUGUUACAUUGGAAGAACACGUUCAAAAUAUUGAAAAUAUGCUUAAAGAAUAUUUUCUUGAUACUUAUUUUUUGAAUUUAUUGGUAAAAGACAAUAAUAAAAUCAAUGAUAAAGCUGACAAUAAAGUUUAG